AUGAAGUCUUUGUUGGAUCUCUACCCAAACGUGUACCGGCUACUAUUGCCUCACUUUGUCGAGAACCAGGAUAUUCGCAAUCGAUUCGAUGCCGCCUUGUCUGAGGACAAUGCCUUAGUCAUAGCACAAGCAUCCAGCGGUAUGUCGCACGGAGAGCUGGCCAGACUGGACCGCAAGAUCGAUCAGCUCACCACCACGAUGAAGCUUUCCACCCACGCUCCGCCGAAGACCUCUCACCAGCAAUUCUACGAGAUCAGCUUUGGUCUUCGCGGCCGGGAAGCACAAGCACACAUCAACGCAAUGGAGAACCUGUCCCUCGUCAAGACGCUUGAGAAAGCUACGGCUCCUUUCAACCAAGUCAAGGCAUGUCGCGUAUUCGCUACGAAGUUAGUUCUCUGUGUCUCCAGUGCCGCGACUGAGAUAGCUGUCCACGAGCAGCAACAAUACCUUGGACCGAUCCUGGGAAUACCCGCUCUGGAUUGCUUCCUACUGCGACAAACUUACGAAGUCCAAAUCAUUAACUUGAAGGUCCGACACAAUGGUCAAUUCGCAGAUCCCAGCCAAUUUGAGAAGGAGUGGUCCUCCCACAACGGAGUCACUAUCGCUGCUGCUCGAUGGACGUGGAAGAAGCUUAUCUGGAGCUUUCACAACCUCGGUGAUGCACAGAAGCUGGUCACCGGGAAUGGGGUAACCGUCAGUGGUAUUCCAGCACACGCUGUACCUUACGACAAACGCUCGACGCUGAAGUUGUGCCAUACAUGCGGAAAGCCCGGUCAUCUCAAGAGACAGUGUCCUGACGCUUUCGAUCCUGUCUGUCUACGAUGUGGUCAGAAGGAGAGCACGGUAGGGCACACUGCAUGGGGUAAUGGGAAGACCGCAUGUAACCAGUCUGAGUGCUGCGUCAACUGCGGGGGUCCGCAUCCUGCCUGGGGCCCACAAUGUCAGGAUCCGAAGGUGAAGCUAGCGUUUAAGGAUGCUCAGUUUUACGCUCAGAAGAAGGUCUUCUGGGAGUGUUAUCCUCGCGUCUGCGCGGAGCUCGCACCCGCUCCAUCACCCUCGCCAGCAGAGUCGGUCGCAAGUGGACCUCCAUCUGUCUUAAAGCACCCCGUAUCGCCAGCCAAGGGUGAUACUUCCUCUGUUCAUGACCGUGCAGCGGAGCCCGUUGCUUCGUCCAGUUCCGAUUUUGGUGACGCUGCCUAUGACAAAGAGACUCUCAGUCUUCUUGCUCAGUCCACUGAAGAGUCUUCCAUAUCGGCCGCUCACUCUGUCGAGGGAGGCAUCAUGCCGCCAGCCUCCCAGAGCGUUGCAUCGGAAGAUGAUCUGGACCUGGUCAUACCAAGCUUCCCAGCAGCUGUGGUGACCCAAGCAGCGGAGAACCCCUCGACCCAACUUACUUUGGAAGAAGAAAGAUACCCGAAGUCAGCGGGUAUGUUGGCUGAAGAAGCCGCUCAACAAACCACAGUACAGAACACCAUGCCAGCCACCAGGACGCCGAUCUCAUGGUCUUCCAGCUCACUGCAGAGAGAACCAUCAGCAUCAGCAGCUCCAACCGCAGCCUUCGGAGCCCCUCCUCAACAGGAUCGCAGGAAGGUUCGUUUACCGGAUUACCGAGCCUUUCCUGCGAGGCCCGUGGGACCGUUCCCGCAGAUCGACAAGCCUGACGUCGAAGCUCGUCCUCCAUCUGAGUGGCGUAUCCGCGAUAGUAUCAACAGAACCCGUGGUGGACCAGUAACUCGUCGUCCGCGUGGUGCUGGCAGCGGUAAGAUCAAGCCGCGUGAAGCUGGAAGAGACUCGCCGAUCCGGGGUUCAGUGUCUACGUACUUUGCGCCGGCUGGACACAGGAACAGCUGA
Alternaria rosae is the source of this 1851-nucleotide messenger RNA. RefSeq lists its product as uncharacterized. NCBI's taxonomy places the organism in Eukaryota, Fungi, Ascomycota, Dothideomycetes, Pleosporales, Pleosporaceae. Bases 1 to 1851 code for a protein of 616 amino acids. The transcript has a single exon. The record is from RefSeq and is a predicted model, not a curated record. Gene Ontology annotation, molecular function: nucleic acid binding; zinc ion binding.